Molecule: messenger RNA, 2658 nt
Organism: Manis pentadactyla (Chinese pangolin)
Lineage: Eukaryota; Metazoa; Chordata; Mammalia; Pholidota; Manidae
Gene: MTA1
Product: metastasis associated 1
Exons: 22
Coding region: 16-2247 (743 amino acids)
Biological process (GO): double-strand break repair; negative regulation of transcription by RNA polymerase II; response to ionizing radiation
Cellular component (GO): NuRD complex; nucleoplasm
Molecular function (GO): chromatin binding; transcription corepressor activity; transcription coactivator activity
Source: RefSeq, a predicted model, not a curated record
UCAUCUGAAAACUGCAUGAACCGGCACUUAAUGCCGAGCUCACGCGGGGAACGCGUGUCCGAAUCGCAGGCUGCUCUCCAGUGUCCUCACUGCCGCAGGCGGGCCAGGGAGCGAGACUACGUCUACUUCGAGAACUCCUCCAGCAACCCCUACCUGAUCCGGAGAAUCGAGGAGCUCAACAAGACGGCCAACGGGAACGUGGAGGCCAAGGUGGUGUGCUUCUACCGGAGGCGGGACAUCUCCAGCGCCCUCAUUGCCCUGGCUGACAAGCAUGCCACACUGUCGGUCUGCUACAGAACUGGACCGGGGGCUGAUAACGGCGAGGAAGGAGAGGUGGAGGAGGAGGUGGAGAACCCAGAGGUGGUGGACCUGCCCGAGAAGCUCAGACACCAGCUGCGGCACCGGGAACUGUUUCUCUCUCGGCAGCUGGAGUCCCUGCCCGCCACCCACAUCAGAGGGAAGUGCAGUGUGACCCUGCUCAAUGAGACUGAGUCACUCAAGUCCUACCUGGAGCGGGAGGAUUUCUUCUUCUAUUCUCUGGUCUACGAUCCACAGCAGAAGACCCUCCUGGCUGAUAAAGGGGAGAUUCGUGUGGGGAACAGGUACCAGGCGGACAUCACCGACCUGCUGAAAGAAGGAGAGGAGGAUGGCCGAGACCAGUCCAAACUGGAGACCAAGGUGUGGGAGGCCCACAACCCCCUUGUAGACAAGCAGAUUGACCAGUUCCUGGUGGUGGCCCGCUCGGUGGGCACCUUCGCCCGGGCCCUGGACUGCAGCAGCUCCGUCCGGCAGCCCAGCCUGCACAUGAGCGCUGCAGCCGCCUCCCGUGACAUCACCCUGUUCCACGCCAUGGACACCCUGCACAGGAGUGUGUACGAUGUGGCCAAGGCCAUCGCAGCCCUGGUGCCACAGGGGGGCCCCGUACUCUGCAGGGACGAGAUGGAGGAGUGGUCGGCCUCAGAGGCCAGCCUUUUUGAGGAGGCCCUGGAGAAAUACGGCAAAGAUUUCACGGACAUUCAGCAAGACUUUUUGCCCUGGAAGUCGCUCACCAGCAUCAUCGAAUACUACUACAUGUGGAAGACCACCGACAGAUACGUGCAGCAGAAACGUUUGAAAGCAGCUGAAGCAGAGAGCAAGUUAAAGCAAGUCUAUAUUCCCAACUAUAACAAGCCAAAUCCGAACCAGAUCAGCAUCAACAAUGUGAAGGCAGGCGUGGUGAACGGCGCAGGGGCACCAGGCCAGAGCCCUGGGGCUGGCCGGGCCUGCGAGAGCUGUUACACCACCCAGUCUUACCAGUGGUAUUCUUGGGGUCCCCCUAACAUGCAGUGUCGCCUCUGCGCAUCUUGUUGGACAUAUUGGAAGAAAUAUGGUGGCUUGAAAAUGCCAACCCGGUUAGAUGGAGAGAGGCCAGGACCGAACCGCAGUAACGUGAGCCCCCAUGGCAUCCCAGCCCGGAGCGGCGGUAGCCCCAAGUUCGCCAUGAAGACGCGACAGGCCUUCUACCUGCACACAACCAAGCUCACGCGGAUCGCCCGGCGCUUGUGCCGAGAGAUCCUUCGCCCGCGGCACGCUGCCAGACACCCCUACAUGCCUAUCAACAGCGCCACCAUCAAGGCUGAAUGCACGGCACGGCUGCCUGAAGCCGCCCAGAGCCCACUGGUGCUGAAGCAGGCUGUGCGGAAGCCGCUCGAAGCCGUGCUCCGGUAUCUCGAGACCCACCCCCGCCCCCCCAAGCCCGACCCCGUGAAGAGCGUGUCCGGUGUGCUCAGCGGCCUCGCCCCCACCAAGCCGGCCCCUGUCAUCAACCACGGCUCCCCCACCAUCCUGGGCAAGAGAAGCUAUGAACAGCACAACGGGGUGGACGGCAACACAAAGAAACGCCUCUUGAUGCCCAGCCGGGGCACUUACCUGGGUCUGGCGAACCACGGACAGACCAGGCACAUGGGACCAAACCGGAACCUCCUGCUCAACGGGAAGCCGUACCCGACCAAGGUGCGCCUGAUCCGGGGCGGCUCCCUGCCCCCCGUCAAGCGGCGGCGGAUGAACUGGAUCGAUGCCCCCGAUGACGUGUUCUACAUGGCCACCGAGGAGACCAGGAAGGUCCGCAAGCUGCUCUCGUCCUCGGAGACCAAGCGGGCCGCCCGCCGGCCCUACAAGCCCAUCGCCCUGCGCCAGAGCCAGGCGCUGCCGCUGCGGCCGCCCCCGCCCGCGCCCGUCAACGACGAGCCCAUAGUCAUCGAGGACUAGAACCCGAGGCCUCGGCCCGCCGGUCUGGUAGUGCCCCUCCCGCCCCCGUGCAGAGAGCGGCUCCCUGGCGCUUCCGAGAGGCCCCUUGCCCUGUCCUGGGGGUGCUGGGGGGCCCUUUUAGCUUUGUGUUUACUUUCUGGCCGGAGCGGAGCUGAGGAGCCUCCGCGGCCCACACCGCCCCGCGGCUGGCCCACGUUUUGUUGUGUUCUGUUGAAGGUGCCAUUUAAAAUUUUAUUUUUAUUACUUUUUUUGUAGAUGAACUUAAGCUCUGUAACUUACAUCUGGAAUGUUAGGAUCGGCGUGGCCAGCGGCCAGCCAAGCUGCCUGGUGGGGUUGGCCCCUUGUCUUUUCAAGUAAUUUUCAUAUUAAAAAAAACAAAGAAAAAAAAACUUAUAAAAAGAAAAAAACCAA